Molecule: messenger RNA, 957 nt
Organism: Penicillium olsonii
Lineage: Eukaryota; Fungi; Ascomycota; Eurotiomycetes; Eurotiales; Aspergillaceae
Source: the annotation of a GenBank genome assembly
AUGGACCGAUCUAACAAGCCUGCUGCCAUUGGGGUGGGUGCUUCACUCCCCCAGCCUUCAUUGUCCAUCAAGGACAAUGUCAUCGAAGCUUCAUUGCCUACCGGUCAAUCCGUCCAAGUCCACCUCUAUGGCGCCACCGUGACCUCGUGGAAGGCCAACGGCAAGGAGCAGCUGUUCGUUAGCGAGAAAGCUCAUCUGGACGGCUCCAAGCCUAUCCGCGGUGGUAUUCCGCUUGUCUUCCCGGUUUUCGGACCCCCGCCCCAGAACCACGCUACCUCCUCACUACCACAACAUGGCUUCGCGCGCAACUCCAACUGGGAGUUCCUGGGCAAGUCCUCUUCCGAUGCGCCCGGGAAGGAUAGCAAGGCCGAUCUCACCGUGAAGCUUGACUUUGGGCUGUCUCACUCCAUGCUGACCGAUGAGUUCCGUGAGACAUGGCCGUACGAGUUUGGACUGGUGUACAGUGUUACACUCACGAAGGAUACAUUGGAGACUUCUCUGCAGGUGCGCAAUGAGGGCAAGCAGAACUUCGAGUUCCAGGUUCUGAUGCACACGUACUUGAACAUUGCGGAUAUCUCCGAUGUCCGUGUCAAGGGUCUUGAAUCGAAGACCUACCUUGACAAGACUCUCCAGGGAACUUCCCACGUCGAAACAUCUGCAGCACUCCCCAUUACCCAGGAGACCGACCGCGUGUACCAAAAUCUUGACCCCGCCGUUCCAAUUGAGGUCGCCUCGGCAAAGGAUAACCAGCCUUUGUUCUCGAUUACACGAGAGGCCUUGGGUGAUGUUGUCGUUUGGAACCCCUGGAUCGAGAAGGCCAAGGGCAUGGCCGAUUUCGGCCCAGACGAGGCUUAUAAAAACAUGAUCUGUGUGGAGGCUGGCUCCGUGUCUAGCUGGCAGACCCUCGAGGCUGGGGAGGCUUGGGAGGGUGGCCAGAGCAUCAAGUCUCGGCUGUGA